Acanthopagrus latus (yellowfin seabream) is the source of this 3859-nucleotide messenger RNA. RefSeq names its product cytosolic 5'-nucleotidase 1A-like. Gene Ontology annotation, cellular component: cytosol; cytoplasm. The record is from RefSeq and is a predicted model, not a curated record. Gene Ontology annotation, biological process: nucleotide metabolic process; adenosine metabolic process. The coding region runs from base 388 to 1524 and encodes 378 amino acids. Gene Ontology annotation, molecular function: nucleotide binding; magnesium ion binding; 5'-nucleotidase activity. The transcript is spliced from 6 exons. NCBI's taxonomy places the organism in Eukaryota, Metazoa, Chordata, Actinopteri, Spariformes, Sparidae.
AGGGGGAGGAUGCAAAAAUGGCUCAAAGUCAGCAUUGAGUGUGGUGAAGAGAGAGAGAGGAACCCACAGAAAAAUACAAGCACAGAGGAGCUGGAGAUGGAAUACACUGCGUACAAUGCUUCAGCUGAGAGGAUGUAUUAAUAGCUGGAGUUUCUCUUUUUUUCAAUCUCCUUCCAUCUCUUCCUUAUUCUUCAACACUCACUGACCGCCUUUUCAGAACCGAGUGCCCUUGAUCUCAUCUGCUCAGCAUCUGUACAUUUGCAGGGGUGAGUAAGGGCUUUUUAGGGAACCCCUGCCAAAGAGAGAGGGAAAAGAGAGUUAAGUGAGGACACACUGACUCAGUGUGGACCUGAGGGAGACAGGAGAGUGGGGAGCCAGAGAGGUAAGAUGAGUCUAAACAACGGUCAAACUCUGACCAGUGGACAGGAUUCGACCAGAAAUGGCAGCAACAGCAACAGGGCUCCAUGGGAAGGUGUUCGGGCGGGUUUGAAGCCCUCCACCCCAACCAGGAAGCCUGAGUCACCAAAGCCGGAGAAUGCCAUCACCAUCGCCGUGUCGUCACGAGUCCUCUUCAGCAUGGAGAAGGAGCAGCAGAUCUUUGAGCGGCAAGGCAUGGAAGACUAUAUCAAGUAUCAGGUGGAGCAUGAAACGCAGCCUCUCAGCCCUGGACCUGCCUUCUCCUUCGUCAAGGCUCUGGAGGCUGUGAACACUCAGCUGAGGGAGCUUUACCCAGAGAGCGAGGAGCUCUUCGAUGUCGUGCUCAUGACCAACAACCACGCAAAUGUCGGCCUGAGACUCAUCAACACCAUCAACCACCACCAGUUGUUCAUAGAGCGCUUCUGCAUGACAGGGGGAAACAGCCCCAUUGGCUACUUGAAGGCCUACCACACCAACCUUUACCUGUCUGCUGACCCCAUCAAGGUUCGAGAGGCACUGGAGGAAGGCAUAGCAGCAGCCACCAUGUUCAGCCAAGAGAAGAUGACGGAAGUGUCGGAGACUCAGCUGCGCGUCGCCUUCGACGGUGACGCCGUCCUCUUCUCCGAUGAGUCCGAGCGCAUUUACAAGGCCCACGGACGGGACAAGUUCUUUGAGCACGAGAAGGCGCAUGAGAACAAGCCUCUGGACCACGUACAGUAUACACACACAGUGACGGGGCCACUGAAGUGUUUCCUUGAGGCUUUAGGAAAGCUGCAGAAGAAGUUCUAUGACAAAGGCCAGCGCACGGACUGCCCCAUCCGGACCUACUUGGUGACAGCUCGCUCCGCAGCCAGUUCUGGCACCAGAGCCCUAAAAACUCUGCGCUCAUGGGGUCUGGAGAUCAACGAGGCUCUCUUUUUGGCAGGGGCACCCAAGGGCCCCGUGCUUGAGAAGAUCAGGCCGCACAUCUUCUUUGACGACCACAUGUUUCACGUGGAGGGAGCAGCUGAACUGGGGACGGUAGCGUGCCACGUGCCCUAUGGGAUAGCUCAGACGGUCAGCAAGAAAGGGAUCAAGGACAGAGAGACGUCUCCAGCACCCAAGUAGCCUGGACAUCACUGUGCAGAGACGCAGGAGACAAAAGGGACGAUUCAUUUUGGAUUUCAGCAGCAGAAGAUGUAUUAACUUAUCCAGAUGAUGCAAUAUGAGUAUAUAAUAUAAUGUUGUGAUGUCAACACUAAUCAAAAGGGUUCAGAGGUCUGAAACUAAAAUCAUACCUUUUAUUGUUAUAAUGAAAUCUGGCAAAAUUAAACCUGGCAACCCAAAAUGUGCUCUUGUUAAGCUUUGAUAAAGGGAUGAAUUACAACUUUAACAAAAACUUAAACAAAAUUGUCACACUUUAAAACAAUAUUUAUUAAGACAACAGGUUGCUCAGCAAACAAGAAGCAGAAUUUGUCAGACUUGCAUGUUGUUGGUUUGCCUUCAUGUAUGUUGUACACUUGGUUGUUUGAUCCAUGUAUAUGAAUGUAUUUCAAAAUGAAGUAUAUUGGUAAAAAGGAAACAUUUUACUUUAUAUUUAUAGAUUCAUUUGAUAUUUCUUAUAAAGAUGAGUUUUAACUUAUUUAGCAUUUAUUGAGAUCCAUCAUGUGCAAUUUUCACUUCUGCUACUUGGACCUGAAGUGCUAAAAUUUCGGUGUCUCCCUCGUUGUUGUCUGUCUACCUUGUUUUAUCACUUGGGUGUGUCGUGCUUGUUACUGCUGUUCUACUGUACUGAGUGUGAAGUGGCUAUAUUUAACAAACUUGAUCAGAUGUGGGAUCGGGGAUAAUCUUGGCCAAAUGAACACUGUGGACUGUUAUGCAAUCAAGUUUUUUUCUGUUUCAAGACUUAAGUAAAGAUGACUGUAUUACAGAAACACACUUGUUCCUGUCUUCUUCCCCUCCAGAAAAAAAAGCAAAAUCAUAUUUAUUCAUUUUGUUGCAAAGUUAAGGAGUUUCAACAUCUUAUUCUCAGAUUCACCCUGUCAUCAAACACUGACAGAUGCUUUGAUACGACGGGGAGGCUGGCUCUGUCAAGCACUCCAAAUCAAACUAUCCCAUUAAGAAUAUUGACAGAAAGUGUCUUUCGAGUUCUUGCACAGAUAAAAGACAGCAUGAGAGUGAAGUCCAGGCCCACUUUUCAUUCCUUGUUUCUCAUUUGCGUUCCUACAUAUUUGUACAUUUUGAUGUAAAAACUAUACAUGUGGAGAGAAAAAUUUUGAGAAAGUUGAGAAUCUUUUAUGAUUUUAAACUACGGGGAAUUCUUAAAGGCUUUGCUCUGACUUACUUGCUCCUGCCUCCAUCAACUAAAACACAAGAAAACAGAAAACAUUACAGCUCAUUUGGAUUAAUCCAAGACAUUUGCUACAUUUACUACAAGUGCAUUUUUUAAAAGAAAACAUGAGCAGGCUAUCGGUGCAUUGGCAUUGUCAAGACAUGCAUUGGCAUUGUCUAAGAACAGUGAUACAAAGUCCAGUGUCAUUCCUUUUUCUGGUGCACCUUGAUCUGGGUUUACAUGCUGUGUGAGGGUUGGAUAACACCUCUGGAAAACUGAAAGAAGGUGAUAUAGAGUCCUGAUCUCUGUUGAACAUCAGUGAUAUCAAGUUACUAACAUUUCAAGACGUGGCUAAGACUGGAACACCAGAAGUGAAAGCAAAAGAUAGAAAUACUUAGAAAACACUGAAUAAUCACUGGACCUCGUGCUUUGUAAAGACCCGUUGACCUUUUAUUGUGACCAACCCAAAGCAUGCCUGUGCAAUAAUCAUGAUGCUUAAUCAAUGUCUUCAAUCAAUGUGACACCAGUCACCUGUCAGGGAGAUGUCUUCCAACUUCAGUACGUGGUCUCCCUCUAGACCAAUGUUGAUGUUAAAGAUGCUCCGAUAUGUCACAUAAACAAAUGAUCUCAGAGGGGUUCACUUGUAGUGACGGACAGACAGAUAAAGUGUGUUUUAGCAUCUUUCAGCUCAUUGUGCUGGUUUUGCGAUUUGAUUAAAUUUAAUCAAGGUACCAAAUCACAACAGCAGUUAUUUCAUGACACAUUUAAUGAUAGCAGGUCUAGACACUACAGAUCAUUUUACAGAGCAAACAAUCCCCAUGAACAAGCACAGUGGUGAGGAAAAACAGCCUUUGAGCAGAAAGAAAGCUUUUUCAUUUAUCCCCUUUUGUCUUUUAUUUGUUUUUGAUUUGACUUUUUGUUUUCCUGAAAGCCCUAAAAGGAAGAGUUCACCCCAAAAUCAAAAAUACACAUUUGUCCUCAUACCUGCAAUGCUAUUUGUCCUUCUGCCUUCUCUCAAAUAUAAUGGAACUGCAUUACAAUUCGCUUGGGUGCUCAAAGUGUAAUAAAAUACAUUUGCUUAUGCAGGAUAAUCCACAAUUUUUUACAAUCUGUAAAGUGAAAGACAUCCUC